This is a messenger RNA of Lathyrus oleraceus (garden pea), 1168 nucleotides long. RefSeq names its product trihelix transcription factor GT-3b. The record is from RefSeq and is a predicted model, not a curated record. The transcript has 2 exons. Bases 225 to 1076 code for a protein of 283 amino acids. NCBI's taxonomy places the organism in Eukaryota, Viridiplantae, Streptophyta, Magnoliopsida, Fabales, Fabaceae.
AAUCUCUCUUUUUCCUUCUCACAAGCCAUUCACAUCAUGUGUUCACACCACUCACAUAUAAAUUCUUUCUUUUACUUUUCUCUUUCAUAUCCAUCAAAACAACAACAAACCCAUCUUCAUUUUUCAUUGUAAUCAGAGACAAAUCACCUUUCUUUUUCUUUCUUUCUUUCUAUAACUUCAAAACUUUAUCAACAACAACACUUUCUUUUUCUCAUUCAAUUUCAAUGGAAGGACAUCAAUUCCAUCCCAAAAACCAAAGACAACAACAACAACAAAAUCCUCAUCUUCUUCAGAAUAUCAAUAACACUGCUAACGUUUUUGAUGUUUCUGAUAGGUUUCCUCAAUGGAGCAUCCAAGAAACCAAAGAGUUUCUUAUGAUAAGAGCACAGCUAGAUCAAACUUUCAUGGAGACUAAAAGGAAUAAACAGUUGUGGGAAGUUAUUUCUAACCAUAUGAAGGAUAAGGGUUACCAUAGAAGUGCAGAACAGUGCAAGUGCAAGUGGAAAAACCUUGUUACUCGCUAUAAGGGAUGUGAAACAAUGGAGACAGAAAUGUUGAAACAGCAAUUUCCAUUUUACAAUGAACUUCAAGCAAUUUUCACAGCAAGAAUGCAGAGAAUGCUAUGGGCUGAAGCCGGAGACGGAUCGAAGAAGAUCAAGCCGACGCAAGUUUCAACCGACGAGGAAGAAGACGAUGGCAAUGAAGAAAGUGAAGAAAUAUCUCAAAAGGGUAGUACUAGAAGCAGAAAGAAGAAGAAAGCCAAGAUAGUUAGCGAAAGCGGUAACGAUAGCCGCAUCAGUUUCUACCAGAAUUUGAAGGAGAUUUUGGAUGAGUUCAUGAGGCAACAACUUCAAGUUGAAGCACAAUGGAUGGAAGCAUUUGAAGCUAGAGAGAAUGAGAGGAGGUUGAGGGAGAUGGAAUGGAGACAACAAAUGGAAAUGUUGGAGAAUGAGAGAUUGUUGAUGGAACAAAGAUGGAGAGAAAGGGAAGAACAAAGGAGGAUUAGAGAAGAAGCUAGGGCUGAAAAGAGGGAUGCAUUAAUCAUAGCUUUGUUAAAUAAAUUAGAAAGAGAAUAGAGAGUUAGAGUUAAGAUUUUGAUUAUCAAGAUUUCAGUUUUGUAUGUUUAGAACAUAGCUAAUAUUUUAUUGAUUGCAAAAGCUUAAAGGUA